AUGUUUCAGCAUCAGUCAUGGCCGUUUCCUCUACAAUUAACCCUAAUUUUCUUCCUCUGCGUCGUCGUUUUACCUUUCCGUUCCUUUUCUCAGUCCGAUUCUCCACAAAACAUCGAAACUUUCUUCCCAAUCGACCAACUAUCCCCUGUUUCUCCACCGCCAAUAAACCCAUCUCCGCCACCUCCAUCGUCAUCGGAGAGAAGAAAGAUCACAAAGGCCGUGCUCAUAACGGCGGCAAGCACUGUAGUUGUCGCAGCAGCGUUCUUCUUCUUCCUCCAGAAAUGCGUCAUCGCAAGGCGGAGAAGGAGAGACAACAGAGUCGGCGUCGAGAACACCUUACCUCCUCCGAUUAUCGCUCCUCCUCCUCCUCCGGCGGCGAUUCUGGAACGAGAAGGUUUUACGAGGUAUGGCGGUAACGUGAAAGGUUUGAUCCUUGACGAGAAUGGCCUCGAUGUGUUGUAUUGGAGAAACCUCCAGAGUAAAAGACAGAGGAGAAGCGAAAGUUUCCGGAAGGACAUCGUCACCGUAGAAGACGGUGGUAGUCAAGAGAAAGAGGUGAUCUACUACAAGAGCAAGAAGAAAUCGGAGCCAGUCACCGAGAUUCCUCUUCUCAGAGGAAGAUCAUCCACUUCUCACAGUGUGAUCCAUAACGAGAUUCAUCAUGAAACUACUCAGAUCGAAAUUAAACCUCCGCAACCACCUCCACCACCGCCUCCACCGCCAAUUCCGGUGAAGCAGAGUGCGCCUCCUCCUCCUCCUCCUCCACCUCCGCCUAAGAAAAGUCCUCCGCCUUCGCCACCACCACCACCUCCGCCGGUGAAGAAAGUAGGUGGUUUGUCGCCAUCGGCGUCGAGACCACCGCGUGCGCCGAGAGGAUCAAGCGGAGGAGAGAAUUCGGGAGGUGGAAAUGGUCAGGUGAAGCUAAAGCCGUUACACUGGGAUAAAGUAAACCCCGAUUCUGAUCAUUCCAUGGUUUGGGACAAAAUCGAUCGUGGCUCAUUCAGUUUCGACGGAGAUCUAAUGGAGGCUCUCUUCGGAUACGUCGCUGUGGGAAAGAAAUCUCCAGAACACGGCGACGAGAAAACCCCCAAAUCACCCUCGCCGGCGCAGAUCUUCAUCCUCGAUCCGAGAAAAUCUCAAAACACAGCGAUCGUGCUCAAAUCCCUAGGAAUGACACGCGAAGAGCUCGUGGAAUCACUAAUGGAAGGACACGAUUUCGUCCCCGAGGCGCUCGAGAGACUAGCCAGAAUAGCUCCGACGAAAGAAGAACAAUCAGCGAUCCUCGAAUUCGACGGCGGCGAUGAAACCGCGAAACUCGCUGACGCGGAAUCGUUCCUGUUUCAUCUCCUCAAAUCCGUACCAACCGCGUUCACGCGGCUAAACGCAUUUCUCUUUAAAGCGAAUUACUAUCCAGAGAUUGAGCACCACAGCGAUUGUCUGCAAACGCUGGAAUCGGCGUGCAAAGAGCUGAGAUCUCGCGGUUUGUUCGUGAAGCUUCUGGAGGCGAUUCUCAAAGCCGGUAACAGAAUGAACGCAGGAACCGCGAGAGGAAACGCCCAGGCGUUUAAUCUAAGCGCGCUUUUGAAGCUCGCUGACGUUAAGAGCGUUGACGGGAAGACGACUCUGCUUAACUUUGUGGUGGAGGAAGUCGUUAGAUCGGAAGGAAAACGCUGCGUUUUAAACAGAAGAAGCCAUAGCUUGACACGUAGCAGCAGUAGUAGUAGUGGUAAGAGUAACACUAGUGCUCAAGCAAUGUCUAAAGAAGAGCAAGAGAAAGAGUUCUUGAAGCUUGGUUUACCGAUUGUCGGAGGAUUAAGCUCUGAGUUUUCAAACGUGAAGAAAGCUGCUUGUGUAGACUACGAGACCGUUGUUGCGACUUGCUCUGCUCUUGAGGUUAGAGCGAGAGACGCGAGAGUGGUGAUUGCAGAGUGUGAAGAAGAAGGAGGGAGGUUUGUGAAGAAGAUGACGACGUUUCUUGAUUCGGUAGAGGAAGAAGUGAAGAUGGCGAGAGAAGAAGAGAGGAGAGUGAUGGAGUUUGUGAAGCGUACAACAGAGUAUUAUCAAGCAGGAGCUAAUUCAAAAGGGAAGAGUCCUCUUCAUUUGUUUGUUAUUGUGAGAGAUUUUCUUAAUAUGGUUGAUAAAGUGUGUUUAGAGAUUAUGAGGAAUAUGCAGAGGAGGAAGAUAGGUAGUUCGGAGUCGCCUUCUUCGCAGAGGAACGCUGUGAAAUUUCCGGUUUUGCCUAUUAAUUUUAUGUCGGAGAGGUCUAGGAGUGAUUCCGGUGAGUCGGAUUCUGAUAUGUGA
This is a messenger RNA of Microthlaspi erraticum, 2301 nucleotides long. The record is from the annotation of a GenBank genome assembly. NCBI's taxonomy places the organism in Eukaryota, Viridiplantae, Streptophyta, Magnoliopsida, Brassicales, Brassicaceae.